AUACCUUCUCAUUUUCACUUUAUCGGAAAAGACACUUCGGCAAAACGAAGAAACACAGAGGGGGAGAGAGAGAGACAGGGAGAGAGAGAUGAGAAAAGGCUUGUUCAGAUUUCUGGUGUUCGUUGGGAACAUAAUCCCACUGGCCUCUGCAGCUGUUUUCUUCAAUCCCUUGCAUGCGUCCUUCCCCGACCUUCCCGCCAAACCUGCUGUUCCUAUCAGUAGCUCUGGUGUAUGUGGAGCUUUGCAUGUAGCAGAUCCUCUGGACGCUUGCUCUCCACUACAGAUUGGUGUUCAAUCCAAUGAAACUAAGCAAAUGAGGAUGGUUUUGAUAAUUAGGGGUGGAUGUGCCUUCGACGAUAAGGUCCGAAACGCGCAGAACGCCGGCUUUGGUGCCGCGAUCGUGUACAAUGACCGGGACAAGGGAAAUUUGGUUUUCAUGAUGAUAAACCCUGAAAACGUAACAGUACACGCGGUCUUUGUUUCAAAGGCAGCGGGUGAAUUUUUGAAGGAGUAUGCUCGAGGGGAAAGGGGCGAAUGCUGCAUCUUCCCAUCUCAUUUUGAUUCAUCAUGGACGGUGUUGACAAUAUCUUUUAUCUCUUUUAUUAUCAUAUGUGCUAUUGUGGUGUUAGUCUUCUAUACGCCCAGACGCUUGUCGAAUUCACAAGGAACAUAUUAUCACUCUCAAAGUGUUGAUACUGAGACGGUGGAAGCUCUACCUUGCUUCACAUUCAGCUCUGCUCGUUCCGGGGACUGUCAUAGUGAAGAAACUUGUGCCAUUUGCCUGGAGGAUUACAAAGAUGGGGAAAUUCUUAAAGUUCUUCCCUGUCGACAUGAAUUCCAUUCAAGCUGUGUGAGUUUGUGGUUGACCAAGUCAGGGACAUUCUGCCCAGUGUGCAAGCAUGAUUUGGGAACCAAAAAAUUGAAUACUCUGAGAAAGGUUUGUUUCAUUUUCUCAGCUGAUACAUCAUAUUGUUUCUGCAGAACUGUUACUGCAAAAUUUGAUAUGGGUUUUUCCUCUUCAAUGUUCCCUCGUUGUUUCUUUCUUCUUCUUCUUCUUCUUCUUCUUAUAUAUUGUAGCUCGAGAGCAGAAGUUGUCACCGUUGAUGUUCAUGCAGCCAAGGAUCUGAUCAAGUCUGGCUACAAGUAUCUAGAUGUUAGGACUGUGGAAGAGUUCAAGAAAGGGCAUGUGGGUUCAGACAAGAUCCUCAACAUUCCUUACAUGUUCAAUACACCAGAGGGUAGAGUGAAAAAUCCUCAAUUCUUGGGGGAGGUUUGGUCUGCUUGCAACAAAGAGGAUAAUCUUAUUGUGGGUUGUCAAAGUGGGGUCAGAUCCCUGUCUGCAUCUGCUGAUCUUCUUAGCGCUGGCUUCAAGGAUGUGAGCAACAUGGGAGGAGGUUAUCUCGCCUGGGUGGAGAACGGGUUUCCUGUGCAGAAGCCAGAAGCUGAGCUCUAAUGGGCCGGUAUAUCACAAUUACCACUAUUUGCAAUCUCAUGCACAAGCAAAAAGAGUGGGUGGAUAAAUAAAUUUAAAAUUUUUGGUUAUUUCCACCCGUAAAUGUAUUUACAUUGGUUACCAAAAACACUAAGUGGUCUAUGUAAUUGUAAUUAACCUACUUUUGCAUCUUGUUAAAUAUAAUUGCUUCAACAAACUUUGUUUAAAAAUA
Corylus avellana is the source of this 1664-nucleotide messenger RNA. It is a transcript of the gene STR18, whose product is annotated as sulfurtransferase 18. Lineage: Eukaryota; Viridiplantae; Streptophyta; Magnoliopsida; Fagales; Betulaceae. The record is from RefSeq and is a predicted model, not a curated record. Gene Ontology annotation, molecular function: catalytic activity.